CUGUCUUUGUUCCUUCAAAACUAAGCAAAAACCCCGAGCCCUUUCAUUCACAUUGCAAAAACGCGUUUCAAACCCCGCCGUAUUUGUCCUCUGUUCCUUGCAUUUCCGCCUCGAUCUCGCCGGGAAACGCCGCCCUCCGUCGCCGCCCGACCGCCCCAUGUCUUCCUGGAAGCAAUGUCUGUGCUGAUCGACUUCCAGCUGCGUAUGACCUCUCCGUUGUCCUACUCCCCGUCCCUGCAAAACCCUAAGCUUGAACCCCACCCGUCGUCUUUUUUCCGUUCGAUUAGCAUUUCUGAAAAAAUGAGCUCGCCUGCUGCUGAAUUUGCGAGGGACUGCGGUGCCGAGGGCGUUUAUUCUUCGCCGGCAGUGCCGCGAUCGGGGAAUGAGAAGUUGAGUGUGUCAGGGGCUCCGGGAAGGUCAAGGCCGAGGUUUGUGAAGAUGAGGAGACAUUUCGGUUCUCAACAACGGAGGCCAGGGUCUGUGCCGAAAAAAAUUGGUCCGGGAUUCAACCCGUUUUGUUCAAUGUCUGAGAGUUCCGAUCGAGUUGUCGAUAACGGUGGUGUCUCAAAUGAAUUCAGAAAUUUAAGCGGUGAGAUUAAUUCUGUGAAGUUUGGGGAUAUGAGUUUUGUGUUCGGUGCUAAUCGGAGUGAUUCAGCGGCGAGUUUAGGUUCGUACAAGAUAGAAUCAUGUGAACACGCGAGAAAAUCAGUUUCUGUGGGUAGGGGGUAUAUGAAAGUAGAUUCUGGGAAUGCGGCAGUGAAAUUGAAUGCAGGAAAUGGAGAAUUCAAUGAAAGCGUGGGAAAUUUGCGGUCAAAUGAUCGGCAGAAUAUCAAAUCAGAGGGUGUAGUAGAGCUUGGGAAUUUUGGUAAUGUUUGUUUUGCAUUUGGCGUCGACGGGAGUGGUUUGUCUUUGAAAUCAAAAAAAGAAAAGAGAGAAUUUGGUGAAACUGUGGGAACAUCAGGUUCUGGUGAUAGGUUGAAUGUGAAAUUUGAGAGCGGGGCAGAGUCCGGGGAGGUUGAUAAGGUGGGGUGUGUGUUUGACUCUAGUCAGAUUGUUUAUGCUUCAAAUUCCAAUUUGGAGAACAGAGAAUCUGGCAACAAUGUAGGAAAUUUAGUUUCUGAAGAUAGCGGAGCGGAGAAAGAAAAUAUUGGAAAUUUAGCUUCUGAUAAUGGGAGUGAGAUAAAAGUAAACUGUGAAGCAGCUAAUGGGAAGUAUGGUAAUGCGGGUUUUGUUUUUGGUGCCGGCCAGAAUAAUUCAGUGCGAAAUUCAAAAAUGGAAAGGAGAAAAUCAGCUAAAAAUGUGGGGAAGUACAUUUCUGGUGAUAGGGUAAAGAUGAAACUUGGCAUUGAUGUGGAGUUUGGGAAGUAUGAUUCUGUGGGCUUUGUGUUUGGUGCUGAUCAUAGUGACUUGGUUUCAAAUUCAAAUCUGGAAAAGAAAGAGUGUUGUGAACAGACGGGAUCAUUUGUUUCUGCUGAUAAGAGGAAGGUGAAGAUUCAGGGUAAAACAUAUUUUGAGACAGUACAGGUGGCUGCUGUUGAUUAUAAUGCUGCUGCAAAUGGGAGUUUGCAUUUGGAUGGGAGUGAUGAAAGUUCCAGUUUUACUGGGAAUAAGGCACAUAUGCUUCCUGGUGGGACAGACAUGAACUGUGAAAAUUUUGGAAAGUGCGAUGGCAACACAAAGGCUCAAAACAGUAAUUUGGGUUCAAAUGUCAAUGACAAGUACACUUCUGUUUUUGGCAGUAAUAGUGGUAGUGAUAGUAGCAGUUGUAGAAUGGCUAGUGCUUCUGGCAUUAACUCAGUAUUUAAACUUUCAGAUGAAAUGAAGAAAUUGAACAUAGAUAGUUUUGUUAAUGUUGAUGGUCCUGACAAGUGCAAGGGCUCUAAAUUAAGCCCAUGCUCCCAGGCUGAUGAUACAUUUGUAUCUAGAAGUAUCAGUGCUUCUGGUUCUUCUACUGUUUGCUCAGCUGCUUCUAACAGUCAUCUAAAAAAUUCACCUUCAGAAGUUCCUGGAAGUGGUAAUGCUUUUGAGAAAACUAAUCAGUUCAAUCUAAAAACCAGUGACAACAAAAAUUUUAAAUCAGAAAGUAGUAAAAUCAAUUUUAUGUUUUUUUAUGGAGGCACGGAAAAUAUGGUGCCUAAUGAAACUAGGAGUGGGUUGGGUUGUUCUUCUGAAUUUUUUGGAAAGGAGGGGCAGCCAAUAAAGUUAAAUGAUGAGAGAUUUGAUCAUCCUGCUACUGGUUGUUCUCCACCAGCUUUUACUUAUCAGGCAGGACUGGCUAAGUUUUCUGAUGCGGGGCAGUAUCCAGAAGGUCAGGUAAAUGAUGGUGCUGAUUUAAAUGGAGAUGCCAAACCAUCUUCGUUCUCGUCUAUCCAUGUAAGCUUUUUGCCAAAGGAUAGUGCUUUUGAGGCACCUACAGUGGGUGGAUUUGAAAGCAAGGAUAGAGGUAGUUUUACCAGUGUGCCAAAUGGAGUGGGUUCACCUUGUACAAAUGUUAAAACAUUGAAGUCAGAUGCAUCUUUUUCUUUUACCACAAAUUUCUUUCCUGGGUUAAAUAAAAAAUCGGAAUUCAGUUCAAAGAAUGGAUCAGCUAAGAACAGAAGGUUAAAGAAAGAGAAGGGAAAGUUGAGGCAGCAUACCCCGGCUAAACAGUGUUGUGGGAAUGAUUUCAUGGCACAGGAAAACCUAAACUCCCCUGGAUGUUAUUCUCCCAUGGAUUUUUCUCCCUAUCAAGAAACUGCGGCAGCUGAGCAAUGCUCAAGAGAAACUUCUUCAGCAUUGAAUGAGUGCUUCCACGGAGGCAAUAACUCUGCACCCACAACUGCAUAUUCAACAUUAUCAACUGAUGCUACUGAUGAAAAACUGACAGCUACAAGAGAAAGGCUUGCCACCAAUGAAGGUGGUCAGAUAGGCAUAGAGAAGAAUGAGGGAAUUUCUCAGGAUCAUGAAAAUCAUUUUUGUGAUGAGUGUCUUAUGGAAGAGUUUGUUCCUAAAGCUGAAACUCCAUGCCAGGAGUCCAAAACAGAGCAGGCUUGCAUGGGUGGUGGCACUGGUAUUGCUUCCGCAGAAGCUGGAGCUGGUUUCGGUUUGAAGACAGAGAAGCAAGAGAGCAGUUGCAGGGGACAGUUUGGUGUUUCUUCAAGUUCUGAAGACAUGAGAGAGAGGAAAUUUACCUUCUCUGCAUCAUCACCUGCGCCAGGGUGUCUAUCAGCUGCAAAACAUCAAUAUAGAAAGAAAAAUAGGUUGAAGGGCAGUUGUGACUCAAGUAGUAGUAAUUCAAGUACAAAGUUUAAGUUUGCUUCUUCCAUCCAAUUUUCGGCCCCUAAUAUUACCACUUCAAAUUCAGACUCGAUGCAGGGUCAAAAAGGAAAUUCCUCCAUUUUCCAUGGCAAAGCGCCAGCUAAAUCCAAAGCAGAUGAAUUACAAGUCAAGCUACAGUCUAUCUUCUGCUCGACAAUGGAGGAAGCCUGGGAAAAGUGGCGACUCAGGGGAAACCAAGCUUAUAAAGAUGGAAAUCUUUCUAAAGCUGAGGAUUGUUACACAAAGGGGAUAAAUUCUGCCUCUCCAGGUGAGACGUUGGGGUGCUGCCUUGAGCCUCUUGUCCUGUGCUACAGCAACCGUGCAGCGACACGAAUGUCUCUUGGAAGGAUAAGGGAAGCUCUGGGUGACUGUAUGAUGGCUGUUAAACUGGAUCCUAACUUUCUCAAAGCUCAAUAUAGAGCAGCAAAUUGUCAUCUUAUGCUGGGGGAAGUUGAUAACGCGCUUCAAUAUUAUAGCAAGUGUGUGGAAUCAGUGAGUGGUUUGUGCUUGGAUCGAAGAAUCAUAAUUGAAGCUUUUGAUGGCAUACAAAAGGCUCAGAAAGUGGAUGAGCAUGUGAAAGAAUCUGCUGAACUUUUGCAAAAAAGAACAUCUGAUGCGGCAGUUUGUGCAUUAAGAAUAAUUGCUGAGGCCUGCUCGAUAUGCCCAUACUCGGAAAGAUUACUUGAAAUGAAAGCGGAGGCUCUUUGCAGGCUGCGGAAAUAUGAAGAGGUGAUUCAUCUGUGUGAGCAGACUAUCGAUUUUGCCAAAAAAAAUUUUGCCUCUGCAGGCAUUGAUAACCAUUCUGCUAAUAUGGAAGUUCUUGAAUCCAAAAGCAGCUCAUUUUUAAGUCUAUGGAGGUUGUGUUUGAUGUCCAAGUCCUACUUUUAUUUGGGAAAGCUUGAGAUGGCUCUUAAGCAGCAAGAACAAGCGAGAUCUAUCAUGGAUGAAUUUGGGAACAAGAAAUUGGGAUCAUCAGCCCCAUUAGCUGCCACUAUACGUGAAUUGUUACGUCAUAAGAAUGCAGGGAAUGAAGCUUUUCUGUCAGGAAAGUAUACUGAAGCAGUAGAGCAUUAUACUGCUGCUUUAUCGAUGAAUGUCGAAUCACGACCUUUUGCAGCAGUCUGUUUUUGCAAUCGUGCUGCUGCGCACCAAGCUUUGGGCCAAUUUGCUGAUGCCAUUGCUGAUUGUAGUGUAGCCAUGGCUCUUGAUGGAACUUAUCAAAAGGCAAUUUCUAGAAGAGCCACCUUGCAUGAGAUGAUUAGAGAUUAUGGACAAGCAGCCACUGACCUCCGGAGAUUUCUAUCUGCUCUUGAAAAUCAGUCACAUGGCACACCAGAUAGAAGGUCCAGAGGUGUAAGAGAAAUCCAACAGGCUCAGAUCCAUCUGUCCUCAAUCGAAGAAGAAGCUAAAAAGGGAAUCCCUUUGGAUCUUUACCUCAUUUUGGGAAUCAAAGCAUCAGAUGCAGCAUCUGAAAUCAAGAAGGCAUAUCGGAAAGCAGCUCUCAGACAUCAUCCAGACAAGGCGGGUCAAUUCUUAACCCGAAGUGGGAGUGGAGAUGAUGGGCAACUCUGGAAGGAAAUUGUUGACGAGGUUCACAGGGAUGCUGACAGGCUUUUUAAAAUGAUUGGGGAGGCAUAUGCAGUACUUUCUGAUCCCACCAAGCGGUCCGAAUAUGAAGAAAAAAUUAGGAAAAUACCAAAAGAAAGAAACGGAAGCAGUGCUUCUACUAGACCUUCAGGUACUCAUAGCUAUCCAUUCGAGACCAGUCCAAACAGGAGAAAGUGGCGCGGGACACCUAGGGCAUAUGGGCACCAACAUUCGCAAUGGUAAGAUGAAUCUGGGCCAAACAGUUAACCAUUCGUUAUACUUGGGCUGCUUAGCAGAACUAAGAGUUUGCCAGAUCAGCCUAUGGACAGCUCAAGACCCAUGAUGGGUUGUGGAUCCAAGAGAUUCUGUGCACUUAUAUGGCCAAGUUGUAAAUGGUUGGCGCCUAGGCCUGUUUUAUGGAUGCGCUAUACUUCUGUUUGAGGACAGCUCCGUGUUGCACAGUGGAUUUUGAACUUUCACAACCGAUAAUUUAGAUGGCUGAGAGGUUUUGUGCAGCGGCAACCUUAAUAUGCAUAGGAAUGUAUCUACAUAGAACAACAGAGAAUGGGUUCAUCUAUCUACAGUUUUGCCAGUGCCAGUGAUGGAAGAGUAAAAAUGGUUCUUGUGUUCUCUUUACUUACUUAUUUUUUGUGGGGGGUGGGGGGGAGAGUGUUGGGGUGAAUGUUCAAUAUGAGACAAUAUUUUUGAUUUGUUUGUGGAUUGUAUUUAAGAGAAGAUGCAUUCUUGAAUCUCACAGCUUUGCAGCUGUUUGCAUCCUGAGUCAAUGAAGUAAGUUUGUGUAGUUUAGACAUUUUGCAGAACACGUGAUGAUAAUAAAAAUAAUGAAUAAAGAACUGAUUGCUGGU
Messenger RNA from Malania oleifera, 5750 nucleotides. RefSeq lists its product as uncharacterized. Gene Ontology annotation, molecular function: protein binding. Bases 175 to 5127 code for a protein of 1650 amino acids. NCBI's taxonomy places the organism in Eukaryota, Viridiplantae, Streptophyta, Magnoliopsida, Santalales, Ximeniaceae. The record is from RefSeq and is a predicted model, not a curated record. The transcript has 11 exons.